Rhinichthys klamathensis goyatoka is the source of this 843-nucleotide messenger RNA. RefSeq names its product CD48 antigen-like. Bases 56 to 805 code for a protein of 249 amino acids. The transcript has 3 exons. Lineage: Eukaryota; Metazoa; Chordata; Actinopteri; Cypriniformes; Leuciscidae. The record is from RefSeq and is a predicted model, not a curated record.
UCGUUCUGCAGGUGUUUUUCAGGUUGAAUCACAUGAAGUUCAGUCAGUAACGUUAAUGCUGGGAGACUCUGUCACUCUGGACUGUAAUGUUUCUGAAACACAGCUGAAGAAUGAUAUCGAGUGGAGGUUUGACAUUGACAACAGUCGCAUAGUUUACACAAUUAAGGGCAAUCCAAAGUAUGAUAAUGACAGAUUCAAAGACAGACUGAAGCUGGAGAGAAACGGAUCUCUUACCAUCAACGGGACCAGAACCACAGACACUGGAGUCUAUAAAUUUAGGACCAUUAUCAAUAACAAGGAGUUAAUAAAGAUGUUCAGUGUUACUGUUUAUGCUCCUCUACCCGUUCCUGUGAUCUUCAGUGACACUUCACAAUGUUCUGUAUCGGCUGAAAGAUCAUCAAGGAUCGUCCUGUGUUCAGUGUUGAAUGUGAGUCAUGUGACUCUCUCCUGGUACGCAGGAAUCAGUGUAUUGUCCAGCAUCAGUGUGUCUGAUCUCAGCAUCAGUCUCUCUCUUCCUCUGGAGGUGGAAUAUCAGGAUAACAACACUUACAGCUGUGUGAUCAACAAUCCUGUCAGCAAACAGACCAAACACGUCUGCAUUACGGAUCUCUGUCGUUUGUAUACAGAUGACGUCAGUUGUUGUGAAAGCACUGAAGCUGUGAUCCGAUUGGUCGGCACUGCUCUGGUGGGUCUGGCUGCUGCGGCUGCUUUCAUUGUGCUGGUUUAUGACAUCAGAUCCAGAAGAGCUGAACAAGAGAGACAUCAGACCCUCAAUGAUGGAUCUGAUACUCUAAAACAAGAUUAAGCAGUCUUUUUUACUUUUUAAUUUGGUGCAAUCUUUUU